GUUUCCGAGUCUUUAUACACGUCCGGGCAUUCAGACGUCCCUUGAUCGGGAUGCUCAAUGAGGCAUCACCCCGUGCGCUUUGCAAAGUGUUGCAAAAUUUGAUUUCCGCUACACUGGACAACAUUAUCUUGCCACUGCGCAAAGAAGUGAAACAUGUUAGUCAAUGCAGCGACAUAAUCUUGCUUGAAAUUCAGGAUGCAGAGUACAAAACGUUCGGAUUUCUUGCCCAGCAGAUUUCUGCAAUAUGUAACGCCGAAGAAGAUAUCGGCAACUCUAUCCUGCGGGAGUUUCCUAAGUCCGAAGCGUGUUUCAAGUGUCUCGGGAUUAACGAUGACACUACGCAAGGUUUGAUUCGUAUACGAGGAAUUGGUUUUUUACAACUGCUUGACAUGACGGAUGUGGAAGUCAGUACCAUACUUCAAUAUUACGGAGAUUCCAACGAAGAGAUUGAACAUGUCCUCUCCGGUUUAGCAAAAAUUCGCGCAAACAUCGACCUCAUUGAAAGUUCCCGAACCCUUGAUGAGGAUAGUAGAAAGUUAAUCAAACUUGUACUCCAGUUGACAGAAAACGAACAUAGUGCAACAGUAUAUCAGCCCUGUUGCAGCACUGAUGGCAUCACACCACCGCAUUCGCUGAGUUCAGACUACGAUAGUAACGCCAUCAACGGGGGCAUGGACGAACAUGUAUCCGACGUUUUGGCUACUACAGGCGUUGAACCUCAUUUCGAAGCUCCACCGAAGCUAGACAAUGUAUGCUUUUCUCCCAAGCCUCCCAACGUGUUCGUGUCCGAAUCAGCGCUCACUGACUCUAACAAUCACUACUUUCCAUCAGCUUUGCAGAGCUCACCAAAAACGACGUGUGGACAUAAAAACGCAUCCCAGUUGUUUAGCUCGGCUCCAAGCACUUCUAACUGUCUCAGCCAGUCCAUAUCUUCAAACGGCUAUCGGACCUUCAGUCAUGCCGGAUCCCCUGCGAGUUCCAGCUUUCCAUGGGAUUUAGAUUUGCAUUUACUCGGUGGUGGUAUUUCUGUUCCUACUACUCCUGUUUGGAAUGGGAGAUGUUACUGCCAGAGUGCUAUCUCGCCUCCACCUGUGAAAACACCCGAUCACGUUGUACCUGAGGGAUUUAUUCUAUCUUCCUACGAGCGGCGAUCUCAAGCCAGUACUAUCAAUCACCAGGUGUCUGAUCGCGAAUCUCACUGUAAACAAGCGGGAACACCUAAACAUCGCUUGAAGCUCAGUUUUCCAUUGCACCGGAGUAAAUCACAUGAGUCUAACCUCGCAAAUCGUAUAAAUGCACACAUUGGCAGCGGCUUGGUUUCUUCUCCAUAUUCGCAAGAGCUGAACGAUAAAUCUUUUAUAAACAACAACCCGAUAUCUUCCGAUAUUCCUGCACGUGUGGCUGGGGAUCAUGGCCAUGAUGUCAGUGCUUGUUCACUUUCAGUAGUCCAUGGCAGACACUUCACCAGCUCUCAACUCAGUCUUGUUCCUCCUUCCAGGGCUAUUAGCCAUGGGACCUCGCACUUGAAAGGGGAUUCUUCUGCCAGGGCGCGGUUAGGUACUACAAACAUACGCAACGUGGAUACUACUCGCCGCGUUUCUUAUGACUAUCGGACACACAGAGGAUCUGUGCAGCCUCCAACGUUAAUGACUACCUCGGCAGAUGGAGAUAGUCUUCUUGGCAUACUCGCACCGCGAUCCACAAGUGGAGCUACUCUUGUGCCCAGCAGUAAUGGUCUUGUGCACAGGUUUGAAACCGAAUCCAAACUUGGGAAUUUCGUUCGCGGAACUCAGUGUGCCGUGUGUUCUAGUCGGAUGAGCUUCCGUCUACAACAUUGUGUGAACUGCAAAGUCAAAGUGCACAAGAGCUGCGUAUCCCAGGCUUGCCAACUUCGUUGCGUGCCCCCUAUUCCACUGAGCGAAACGUUCGAAUCUAAAGCUUCUCCCGGUGUAAACCGCAAAAUGUUGAGCACCAGCCCUCUUGCAGCAAAUCAACCUGGUCUAAGACCGGCUCAUUCCACUCCCGCCUUUCAGGGUUGCGAAUCCAAUAGCACAUCCUCCUGUACCAGUUCAGCUCCCGGUUCCCCUUUUGGUAUCUAUCCAUCCAUGCUCACUAGCCAUUCGAUCUCCCAAAAUGGCCCAGAUUCUUCCGGCGCCUCCAUUCCCCCCGUUUCAGGCUCGUAUGCAACUGUCGGUCAUUGCACCUCAAGCAUGAACACCGGUCGUCUUUCUUCACCUGUUGCUUCACCUUUGGGCACCACGGCGAUCUCCCCACCUCCACAGUCGCUCUCUCCUCACCAUCCAGGUUGUCCUUACAAUCAAUUCGACUUCCAAGUCCCGCAAUCCGCGACCAGGGAUGGUACGCAACUCUGUGAGCCAACAGAGACCAACCACCUGAUAAGCACCCAGUCUUCCGCGGAAAGUGAGCGAACUGUGGUCAACGGUGCCAUGCACAGGUUUGAAUCGGUGGACAGUCAAGAUGAACCGGGUAAUUUGAUGCGCGUCAACAGUAUUUCCGUCACAUUGAAGGAGUGGGACAUUCCAAUGGAGAAUCUCAUCUUCGGCGAUGUUAUCGGCCACGGGACUUUUGGCACAGUUUACCAGGCAAAAUGGCAUGGGGAGGUUGCAGUGAAACGCAUUGAUUUGGAUCCUGAGGAUUUGGACGGUUCCUGUCGGCUGGAAGCAUUUAAACGCGAGGUCGCUUUGUUGCACAAAACUCGCCAUGAAAAUCUCGUCCUCUUCAUGGGUGCCUGCAUGAAGCCCCCCGACUUGGCCAUCGUGACACAACUUAGCCAGGGUGAGACGUUGUACCACCUGCUACACCACCGAGAUACCAGCAUGGCCAUCAAUCGCACCAUCAACAUCGCAAGUCAGAUCGCGAAGGGCAUGGGGUAUUUACACGCCAAGGGUAUCGUGCAUCGCGAUUUGAAGACUCGAAACAUUUUUGUCGAAGCGAACUCGCGUGUCGUGAUUGGCGAUUUUGGUGUUUUCAAUUAUGUACGUUUGUACAAAAGGGCCAAGUGGGGCAACUAUCUGAAUAUUCCACCCUUUUGGUUGUGUUAUGUGGCACCGGAAGUGAUUCAUGCACUGAAUAUGAAUUGCUCCGCAAGCACAACCAAUGAGCUCCCUCUCACUCCCAGUUCCGAUGUGUUCGCGUUUGGAACUGUGUGGUACGAGCUGUUGACAAACGAAUUCCCAUUUAAGGGCUAUCCAACCGAAGCGAUCAUUUAUCUGUCCGGUAGAGGGGUAAAACAGACCUUACGCAUUCCCGGACCAAAGGACUUUAAGGAGAUUUUGGUCCAAUGCUGGGCCUAUUGUCCUUCCCGGCGCCCAGAAUUCACGACGCUCGUGAAAUUGCUCGAUCGGUUACCGAAACUGCAUCGAAGCCCAUCGUAUCCAGUCAAACCAACAUCUUGUCUCACCUCCGGCUCACAUGAUAGCCUACUUGUCUAGUCAGCUGAGCACAUAUGUGUGUGCGCGCCCACUCUGCUGUCCCUAGGAAUCCACGUCCACACCGCUCGCACCGCACGUGUGUGCCACUACGUGCUCUCCUUACUCACUGUAUAUCAUUUUCGAAUUAUGCAUUUUUUCUGAGACAUUUAUUCUCCUCUCUGUUUUCGAUAUUUAAACAGCUGAUUUUUUCACCUAUGUUUAUUCAUUGUGAAUUCCUUUUUUAUUUCCCGCCAUACACGCACAACUCUUUCAGGCAGUUUCAGCUCAGGUGUGCUGUAAUUGUUCCUCUCUAUGUUUCUCCAUUAUACUUCCUUUCAUUGCUGCCUGCAUCUCUUAUGGACAGUGUACACUAAUCUUUUCCGGUUUUGUUACAUUUUUAUAUUUCUUUGUAUUACUUGAUACUCAGUUGCCACAAGUUGCUUUUUGUAUAACAACCUCAAUGCCUUUGCGGACUUCGCCUUUCUCCUGUAUUCUCCGCACUGUGGUUAAAUCAGCGCCAAUGAUGACACUGUGCACACUGUACAUGUCUUUUCUCCAUACUCUAAACCAAUGCUCCUGC
Messenger RNA from Dicrocoelium dendriticum, 4011 nucleotides. The record is from the annotation of a GenBank genome assembly. NCBI's taxonomy places the organism in Eukaryota, Metazoa, Platyhelminthes, Trematoda, Plagiorchiida, Dicrocoeliidae.